Jaculus jaculus (lesser Egyptian jerboa) is the source of this 1038-nucleotide messenger RNA. RefSeq names its product olfactory receptor 2H2-like. Gene Ontology annotation, molecular function: G protein-coupled receptor activity; olfactory receptor activity. Gene Ontology annotation, biological process: G protein-coupled receptor signaling pathway. Gene Ontology annotation, cellular component: membrane. The record is from RefSeq and is a predicted model, not a curated record. NCBI's taxonomy places the organism in Eukaryota, Metazoa, Chordata, Mammalia, Rodentia, Dipodidae.
AUGGACUCUAGAAGAGUAGAGUCAGAGGAGAAACACCUGGUGUGUCCUGACAAGCACGCAGACCUGAUUCCUUCAAAACAGACCAUAAACAAUCAAAGCUCCCCAGUGGGCUUCAUACUUCUGGGCUUCUCUGAACAUCCAGACCUGGCAAAGAUUCUCUCUGUGGUUGUCUUGUGUUCCUACCUCCUGACCCUGGCAGGCAACACACCCAUUAUACUGCUGUCCACGCUGGACUCCAGGCUCCAUUCUCCAAUGUACUUCUUCCUCUGCAACCUCUCCUUCUUGGACCUCUGCUUCACCACAGGCUGUGCCCCUCAGAUGCUGGUCAACCUCUGGGGCCCCACAAAGACCAUCAGCUUCCUGGGCUGCUCGGCCCAGCUCUUCAUCUUCCUGUCCCUGGGGACCGCCGAGUGCGUCCUCCUGGCAGCGAUGGCCUUUGACCGCUGUGCCGUCUGCCCACCCCUGCACGGUGCCGUCGUCCGUCCCCGCUUGUGCUGGCAGCUGGCAGCUGUGGCCUGGGUCAUGGGGUUGGUCCACUCCAUGGUCCAGACGCCUCCCACCCUCCGCCUGCCCUUCUGCCCCCACCAUCAGGUGGAUGACUUUGUGUGUGGGGUCCCUUCACUAAUUCGAAUCUCCUGUGGAGACACAACCUGCACCGAGAUCCAGAUGGCUGUCGCAAGUGGCCUCAUACUCGUUGUGCCUCUGAGCCCGUCCUUCUCUCUUAAGGCGCAAUUGCCCUGGCGGGCGGUGCUGAGGAUUGACUCUGCAACAGGGCGCAAAAAAGCUUCCGGAACUUGCUCCUCCCAUCUUAUUGUGCUCACCCUCCUCUACAGCUCAGUCAUUGCUGUUUAUCUGCAGCCCCAAAACCCUUAUGCUGGAGAGAGGGGCAAGUUCUUUGGUCUCGUCUAUGCAGUGGGCACUCCUACACUCAACCCUCUUGUAGAUACCUGGAGGAAUAGGGAGGUAAAGAGGGCGUUCUGGAGGUUGCUGGGGCAGGAAGAGGACUCCAAGGAGCAUUCCAAAUUAAGAGGAUUUUGA